Hirsutella rhossiliensis is the source of this 804-nucleotide messenger RNA. RefSeq names its product ras family domain-containing protein. The transcript is spliced from 3 exons. The record is from RefSeq and is a predicted model, not a curated record. The coding region runs from base 1 to 804 and encodes 267 amino acids. Gene Ontology annotation, molecular function: GTPase activity; GTP binding. NCBI's taxonomy places the organism in Eukaryota, Fungi, Ascomycota, Sordariomycetes, Hypocreales, Ophiocordycipitaceae. Gene Ontology annotation, biological process: small GTPase-mediated signal transduction.
AUGCCGUCGCAGUAUCGCAACUCGUACUAUGCGCCCGCGAGCUAUGACCAGGCCCCGAGGGAGCAGCGCACGCGCUCCAGCCAGGGCACCGUCAGCACCACUUCCUCGGGCCGCGAGUCGGCCGUGACGCAAGUGACGGAGCCGCCGUCAUACUCCAAGAAGAUUGUUGUCGUCGGCGACGGAGGCUGCGGCAAGACGUGCCUGCUCAUCAGCUACAGCCAAGGCUACUUUCCACAGAAAUACGUCCCGACCGUCUUUGAGAACUACAUCUCGUACGCAACGCAUCCUCCCGACGGCAAAUCCGUCGAGCUCGCUCUGUGGGACACUGCUGGCCAAGAAGAGUACGACCGCCUCCGGCCGCUGUCGUACCCGGAGACGGACCUCAUCUUCGUUUGCUUCGCCAUCGACUGCCCCAACUCGCUCGACAACGUGCUUGACAAGUGGUAUCCCGAAGUUUUGCAUUUCUGCCCGUAUACGCCCCUCGUCCUCGUCGGCCUCAAGUCGGACUUGCGCUACAAGAAGAGCUGCAUUGACAUGCUCAAGACGCAGGGUAUGACGCCCGUCACCACGGAGCAGGGCAUGGCGGUUGCCGAAAAGAUGAGCGCUACGUACAUGGAAUGUAGUAGCAAGGAGAUGCGUGGUGUUGAUGAGAUCUUCGACUACGCCAUCCUCACCGUUGUCGCCAACGACCGAAGAAACCAGGAGGCCGCCGCGCCCCCGACGUCGGCUUCUGGAGGCAAGCGGUCGCCGAUGCCCGGCUUCCGAAUCCCGAAGCGCAAGAAGAGAAGGUGCCAGUUUCUCUGA